AUGGGUCUCCUCUCGUUGGGCACUCCUCUCGCCUGGGAUGACGCCAAACAGCACGCCGAUCACGUCAGGACGCACGGCAUAACUCAGUUUCUCAAUAUCUGGAGCCGUCUCAAGGAUCGAUGCGGGGACGAGCUGCUGUGGGGAGACGAGAUCGAGUAUAUGGUCAUUUCGUUCGACAAUGACGCAAAGAACGCGAAAUUGUCUCUGCGCCAAACGGAGAUACUCGCGAAACUCACCUCCAUCACCAAUGACAUAGCCUCCGACCGUGGUGAAUCAGACUCGGUCCCGACCUUUCACCCCGAAUAUGGGCGUUACAUGCUCGAGUCUACACCAGGAUCGCCAUACACCGGGUCUCUCACUGACCUGCUGUCGGUGGAGAGUGACAUGCGUUAUAGACGGCGGCUGGCUCGCAAAUAUCUGAAGCAGGAUGAGAUUCCCUUCACCCUGACCUCAUUCCCUCGGCUGGGUGUUCCCGGUGUUUUCACAGAACCAUACUGCGACCCUGCGGACGCGGUCUCGAGCCACAGUCUAUUCCUGCCUGAGGAAAUAACAAACCCUCACGCACGCUUCCCGACCCUGACGGCAAAUAUUCGGCGACGGCGCGGGUCGAAGGUUGCGAUCAACCUUCCCCUGUUCAUUGAUGAUAACACCCCCAAGCCAUUUGUCGAUCCCGCAAUCCCCUGGCAGCGGAGCAUAUAUCCUGAGGAUCCAGGUUCGGAAGAGCGCGGACUGAAGGUAAUGAAGUCUAACAAACCCCGGCGUGAACGCGGCGCUGAUUUUGCUGUAGCCGCUGAAAGAGAACCGGUUCAGGAUACCGAAGUCUCGCUACAGCAGCGUCAGCCGGAAUAUAAUGAUAUUUAUGCCCCUCACGACGAGGCGAUUUUUGACCGCUUGCGGAAGCAUGGCAUUGACGACCCACUUGCGAAACAUGUUGCUCACUUGUUCAUUCGUGACCCUAUCGUCAUUUUCUCGGAAACUAUCGACCAGGAUGAUACAGCCAGUAACGACCACUUCGAAAAUAUCCAAUCCACGAAUUGGCAAACUGUCCGUUUCAAGCCCCCGCCGGUCAACUCGCCGAUCGGCUGGCGGGUGGAAUUCCGCUCUAUGGAGGUCCAGAUGACAGAUUUUGAGAACGCGGCCUUCUCGGUCUUCGUCGUGCUGCUUUCACGCGCAAUCUUGGCCCUCAACCUCAACUUCUACGUCCCGAUAUCCAAGGUCGACGAGAACAUGGCCAGGGCGCAGAAACGGGAUGCCGUCAGGUCCCAGAAGUUCUAUUUCCGCAAGGACGUCUUCCCUCCCGGCUCGUCCCGUGCUUCAAGCGUGUGUUCGUCUGGUGCAAGCUCACCCGUCGAUGGGCCGGGUGGAACACAACAGAAGGAGAGGAAGCUGCGCAAUUGCUUCCCUUCGAUACCACGGCCUGUGGAUGGCUUCGAUCCUCGGCCGGUCGAAGACGAGUAUGAGGAGAUGACUAUGGAAGAGAUCAUGUUCGGCAAGUAUGGAAGGUUCCCAGGACUGUUCGGACUUGUGUACACGUAUCUAGACACGCUAGAUAUGACGGAAGAGGAGCGCUUCAAGCUGGAAGGAUACCUCAACCUCGUAAAGCGCCGAACGGAUGGAACGCUGAAAACGGCGGCCACCUGGAUACGCGAGUUCGUGCGAUCACAUCCUGCAUACAAAUUUGACUCCGCGGUUAGCCAGGAGAUCAAUUACGAUCUCAUGGUUGCAGUUGAUGAAAUAGAGCGUGGCGUUAGAAAAGUCCCGAACUUCUUACCGACUGGCGUCUGA
Molecule: messenger RNA, 1785 nt
Organism: Postia placenta MAD-698-R-SB12
Lineage: Eukaryota; Fungi; Basidiomycota; Agaricomycetes; Polyporales; Adustoporiaceae
Exons: 13
Coding region: 1-1785 (594 amino acids)
Biological process (GO): glutathione biosynthetic process
Cellular component (GO): glutamate-cysteine ligase complex
Molecular function (GO): glutamate-cysteine ligase activity
Source: RefSeq, a predicted model, not a curated record